AUGGCUGCCAUCAGGAAGCCUGUGGUAUUGGUAACGGGGGGAAGAGGGUUGGUGGGCAGAGCCAUUCAGGAUGAGGUUGCCGCUCUUGAUGCCUCCUACCCCGGUGGAAACGCAGAGUGGCACUUCGUCCACUCGGGAGAUGCCGACCUUCGAGACCCCGAGGCUACGGCAGCUCUCUUCGACAGAGUAAAGCCAAGUCAUCUCGUCCACUUAGCGGCCCGUGUCGGAGGUCUCUUUGCUAACAUGCAGGACAACCUCGGUUUUUUCGAGGACAAUCUCAAGCUUAAUAGUAACGUACUUAGUAAUGCUGCCCGUGUUGGGGUUAAAAACGCCAUAUUCUGUUUGAGCACUUGUGUGUUCCCAGCUGAUGCUAAAUUGCCUAUUACGGAAGAGGACCUGCAUAAGGGGCCACCGCACUUUUCGAAUGAGGGAUAUGCAUAUAGCAAACGUAUGAUGGAAUGCCAAGUUCGAUACUAUCGGAAAGCAUACAACUUGCCCAACUGGCUGUGUGUGGUCCCGACUAAUAUCUACGGACCAUAUGACAACUUCCACUUGGUAAAUUCUCAUGUCAUACCGGCGUUGAUCAGGAAGUGCUACGACGCAAAGAAAAACGGCGAGGCAUUCGUCGUGUUGGGCACUGGCAAGCCUCUACGUCAGUUCAUAUACUCAAAGGAUAUGGCAGUGAGUUUCGAAAGCCGCGUGCUUCUCAUAUGCGCCCUCUCUCUUCAGAGGAUCAUCAUUCAUCUGCUCUUCAAACCGCCACGCACGGGAGAUGUAGAUUCUAGGGUGGGCCCUGCGGUAGACAUAGUUUCGUACAUCUGUUGUGGUGAUGAAGACUCUGAGGACGGUGAGCUAAGCAUAGCCGAUGUGGCCAGGGGCAUCGCCAAGGCCAUGGACUUCCGCGGGAAAAUAAAAUUGGAUGCUACCCAGAGUGAUGGGAUCUACCGUAAAACUGCAAGUAACAGACGGCUGAGAAGUGAAGUAUUGCCGAGUGGUUACGAGUUCACUCCUUUUGAGGAGGGCAUCGCGGAAACCUGCCAGUGGUUUAUUAAGAAUCACGAGGAGGCCCGAGUAUGA
Messenger RNA from Perkinsus marinus ATCC 50983, 1077 nucleotides. RefSeq names its product Nodulation protein nolK, putative. Lineage: Eukaryota; Perkinsozoa; Perkinsida; Perkinsidae. Gene Ontology annotation, biological process: nucleotide-sugar biosynthetic process. The transcript has 9 exons. Gene Ontology annotation, molecular function: GDP-L-fucose synthase activity. The record is from RefSeq and is a predicted model, not a curated record. Bases 1 to 1077 code for a protein of 358 amino acids.